Molecule: messenger RNA, 435 nt
Organism: Seminavis robusta
Lineage: Eukaryota; Bacillariophyta; Bacillariophyceae; Naviculales; Naviculaceae
Source: the annotation of a GenBank genome assembly
AUGGCCGAUAUGGAAAUAAACGACACUGCCUUUUCCGCUAAAAUUUUCAAGGGAGUCAUCGUGGUCGAUUAUCAGUUGCAGGAAAUCUCCACACGCUCGUCGAGAUUGCCGCCUAUCUCGAACAAACCGUUGUUAUUGCCAUUUGCGAGAUUCAUGAGCCCCACUAUCUUGUGGGACUCUCCACGGGGAGCAAUCCCACCAAAAGUGUCUACAAAGACGAACCAUCCAAGGCUUGUCCUUUGUCUGAGGAGGACAAAGACAACAAAUGGCUGCACCUUGCAAAGGAUGACAGUGUCACAAAUGGGAGAAGAAACGCUACUCGACAAUAUCAUCCAAAACGCUCAUUUACCCUUGCAAGAGGCGGGGUUCCCGGACGACGAGAUUGUCAUUGUCAAAAACUACGACAACGACAAACAAGGCAAUGCCAUCCAAUGA